Molecule: messenger RNA, 3687 nt
Organism: Eleginops maclovinus (Patagonian blennie)
Lineage: Eukaryota; Metazoa; Chordata; Actinopteri; Perciformes; Eleginopidae
Gene: evc
Product: evC complex member EVC
Exons: 20
Coding region: 269-3184 (971 amino acids)
Biological process (GO): smoothened signaling pathway
Cellular component (GO): ciliary membrane; plasma membrane protein complex
Source: RefSeq, a predicted model, not a curated record
CUCUUAGAAUCUUCGUGCACUCAUUGGCCAACAUCUGCGUUUGUCUUUGUGAGAAAGAAGUUUUACUGGAAGAAGUUGUACAAAAUUGUAGGUUGUUUUUGUUUCAAAAUCAAAAAAAAAUCUGAGAAAAAACGUGUAAAACUUAAGAGCAUGAAACUUUGGCGUGAACAGCAAGAAGCUACUUUCUUCGAGAUGAGUUGAUAACGUUAGCUGGAUGAUGUUGACAAAAUGCUAACAAACGUAACAUUAGUUUUCCCAGUUUGAAGAAAUGACAGAGCAGGACGUGAUAGCGGGAUGCAGCAUUGACGUAUUGGUCAGUUUCGCAGAGUCACUGCACAUCUACACAGGACUUUUAACUGUGGCUACAGUGUGUGGAGGGCUUUCGGGAAUAUUAGCUGCUGCUCUGUUAUAUGUCUUCUGCCUGAAGCCUUUGCUGUUGACGAGACAAGGUCACAAUGCUAGGCGGCUGCUUGAGCCCGAUGAUGGAGAAUUAGACAACAACCAAAGUGAUUGUAUCAGCAACAGCAGGAAGGAGGCUCCAAGUGGCACCACAAAGGAAAAAGUCCAGGAAAAGAAACAGCCACCCGUGAGCAGCGAUGUGGCUGCAUUUGCAUCAAGAGCAAAGGUGGUUUAUCCCAUCAACCAAAAAUACAGACCUUUAGCAGAUGGAGCGUCCAAUCCAUCACUGCACGAGCACUCCAAGUUGCCAGCAAUGCCUAACAAUGACUCAUCGUCCUCCACUGACGGAGACUCUCUGAGCCAAGAGCAGGACAACGAUGACAACAGCAGUCAGUUUAUCUCGUCCUCGCUGGUUCCCAAGAGCCUGCAGAACCAGAGCUUCAUCAGGGUCUCUCACUACCCUCAGACACUGACACAACAAGGUUUUGAAGGCAGGAUCAGCCUUUACUGUUUGGCCCUGCAGGAUAUACAACAACAGUGCUCCCAGCUUCAGGAAGAAAAAUGUCUUAUGUUUCUUCAAAUGCUAAAAGUAAUAUUCAGCAGCCGUUUUCCAAAAGACAAAAAUGAUGCUGAACUCUCCAAGAAUAUUCUUCAAAUUCAAGAAAAGGAACUGAAUGAACUAAAGAAACAGUUGCCAACUGGCCACAAUGACAGUGAGAAAGAUUACAAUGCUCCCUGUACUUUGGAGGAAAUAGAGAGAGCCCAAAAAGAUCUUCUUGAACGUGGCCUUCAAGUGUCCAGAGGUUUCAGCAGACAGGUGGAGGACAUGUGCCAGCAUCUGCUGAAAAAGAACAGCAUUUUCUCUUCAGAUGAAGCUCAGGAAGUGAUUCUCUCUCUGAUCAAGACUCUUCUGUUAGUAGAGAACCACCUGAUGAACACACAAGAAGCGGAUCUCAAUCGGAUCCAGGAGAAGUUGCUGUGGUGGGAGGAGCUGGCGGGGCUUAUUCAGUCCCAACCUGCCUUGCUGAAGAGGGAAGUGUCUCUAAGGCAGGGCUUGAUAGCAACAACACUGGAGCAGCUCACGAGCGAUGAUGUGUUGAGCUUUAGCCACAUGGAAAAGAUCCUUUCAGAGGUUCAGGUCACUCUGACCGAAGGUCUUCAGCAGUGCACUGAGGAGUGCACGAGGAAGACAAAGCAGCUGGUGAAUGACAAGUGCAGCCGAAUGGAGUCAAAGAGGAAGAAGCUUUUGAGGAGCCAGAUCAAGGAGAAGAGCCGCGCCCUGGAAUUGAAACAGCCUCACGGAGACAUCCAGCAGCUCACCAAGGUGUAUCUGGAGCUGCUGAUGAAACACAGGCAGCAGAUUUCUGAUUUGGCGCAGCAGCAGGAAAACAGGGUGGCUGAAUCCCUCUGUGACUAUUGGAAGAAACUCCGUACCUCCUGGUCAAAAAAGAUCGGAGAGCAAGCCAAAGAUGUGUUUCUCACCUCUGUCGCUGCCCAGUCAAACGUCUCAGCUGAGCGCUGCGAGAGGCUGUGGUUGGAUCUGGAGCAGGAGCUGGCGGAGCAGCUGCUGCAGGCGGAGUGCACCACCAAGCUGCAACUGGAGGACAUGAGGGCGCAGCUGGAUAGAGAUGGACAGGUGUGGAGUGAGGAGAUGGCUUUGGUGCAGGCCUGCCUCAAACAUCUGAGUGAGCAACAGAUGACCAUCCUCAGAGCCAUGCUGGCCAGACAGAGCUACACGCUCAACAGCCACGUGGGGAUGUUGAUGGAGAAGAAACAUGAGCACCUGUUGGUGGUGGUGCAGAGGUACUUUGUGGUCAGGCACUUCUGUCUGCACAUGCUGAAGGAGAUGAGACUGUCCAAGCUGAAGUCACUGUCUCAGACUGAUUUCAGAGCUGUGCUAAUGGAAGAUCCCAGUAAAAGCCAGUCCUGUGUCAAUUCAACUCUCAAGAAUAGCAGUGCUAGCCUAGCAGAGAGGCACCUGGGUCCAGAGAGUCAGCUGGUGGGCCACAGCUUCCAGCAGGAGUUCCUUUCUGAACUGGAAACGGGGACAGAGCUUCUACAGAGCCAUGCACAGCUAGUGCUAGGCAACGCCCUCAGCCAAGCCAUCCAACAGAUGAUGGAGACCCAACCUACUGAGUCGCAGGGUUCUCCGAAACAGGACGAUGGCUUGAAGCGCCACCUGAUAGAGACUGCCUCUGAGAGCGUGUAUGUGACCAAAGAUUCCCUCACUGCACUGGUCCAAAGCUACUAUUCCCAACUACAGGACAUCAUCAAAAAAUUACAGCAGGAUCAGGAAAACAUCAACCCAGAGGUGAAAGAGAAACAAGAGAGCAGCAGUCAGCUAAGCAGAUCCUUGCUGAGGGAGCUGGUGAACUGGGGCAAGAAACCCACCUCUGCUGAGUUUCAACAAAGGGUUGAACUCCACAAGAGGAAGGUGCUGGAGCAGUGUGAUCUGGACCAGGAAAUGAUAUAUGAGGAACUGAGGCGGAAGAAAGUAACCCAGGAUCAGAACAUGGAAAAAAUCAAAUGGCAGAUCAUGGACGCAGAAGAAGGCUUUAUAAGUGAGAUGGCGGCCUUGGCCCGAGUUUCCCUCCGCAGUCCUGACCCAGAACCCAGCGGUGAAGAGGACAACAAUGGUUACCAGGGUGCUGCUAUAUUGGACCUGCUUGCACUGAACCCAGCCUUAGAUCCAGCCUUGAAUCCUUCUCUGACACCAACAGUUGUAGCUCCCGUGAUGAAAACCAAACCAAAGAAGAAAAGAGAACGAGAAUCUCAUCUCAGCUGAAACCUUCACAUUUUACAUAUUCAUGUCUUGCUGGUGCAGUAUGAAAUAAUGCCACUACUGUUCUGUUUCCUUGUGCACAGUGACUCGACUGGCGUAUGUAGUUUGUUAGAAAAAAAUAGGGUCAACAAAGUCUGUGGAUUAUCUUGAGCAACUGGGUCAUGUUUUUGGGGCUCUGAGCACCACAAGCCAAGUGGCAUCACUGGGUCACUAACACCAACACCAUCUCGAUAAAUAGCUCUGCAGGUUAAAGGGAAAAUGUGUAUUUUUGCCUUUUUAAGUAAGAGGUAUUUGUACGUUAUUGAAUGUUCAGUCUAAUCUUGAAGUGUUUUGCUGAAAUCGUUUUACAAUGUCAAAAAAGAUACUAUACUAUAUUUGUACUCGUUUUAUAAUGUUGUUUACCAUUUACCAUCAAAUAAUGCAAUAAAAAUAUAAAGGCAUAUUAUCUUUUGAAUGCAUUAUUUAUCUUUUGUACUUUUCCCCCGGUAUACAGAAGUACCAUGCUA